CACCACACGCUCUCUAUAUAUAACUUCCUCGACUCCAUUCCUUCAUCCAAAUCCUUUUACAAUUCAAUUUCCGAUCGAAGUUUACCGAACAUAUUUCACGAAAUUCUCUACAUCUCCCCAUUCAUCCAAUCACAAGAUGGUGUCUGAUGCGAGUAAGAAGAAGGCGGCUCAGAAGAAGGCUGCAGCUGCCGCUAAGAGAGGAGCUAAGACCGUUGCUGCUGCCGCAUCGAAGAAGGCUGCGGCCAUAGGUACGGUAAACGGGAGUUCCAGUUCCGAUAAUUUGGCGAAUGGGAUGGGGUCUCUUGCGAUUUCUGAUCGAACGUGUACUGGAGUUCUUUGUUCUCAUCCUUUGUCUAGGGAUAUUCGGAUAGAGUCUUUAUCACUUACUUUUCAUGGACAUGAUCUUAUUGUUGAUUCAGAGCUAGAGCUUAAUUACGGGAGACGAUAUGGUUUACUUGGGCUAAAUGGAUGUGGUAAAUCUACACUUCUUACUUCAAUUGGAUGUCGAGAGCUUCCAAUUCCUGAACACAUGGACAUUUUCCAUCUCACUAGAGAGAUUGAAGCUUCUGACAUGUCAUCACUUGAAGCUGUCAUGAAUUGUGAUGAAGAAAGACUCAAAUUGGAAGAAGAAGCUGAACGCUUGAUUGGACAGGAUGACGGCGGCGGAGAAGCGCUUGAGCGCGUAUACGAACGGUUAGACGCGAUGGACGCGUCCACAGCCGAAAAGCGGGCGGCCGAGAUUCUAAACGGUCUCGGUUUCAACAAAAACAUGCAACAAAAGAAAACCAGAGAUUUCUCGGGUGGUUGGCGAAUGCGUAUCGCUUUAGCCCGAGCUCUGUUCAUGAACCCGACAAUCUUACUCCUCGAUGAACCCACAAAUCACCUCGAUCUCGAAGCGUGUGUUUGGCUCGAAGAAACCCUAAAAAAAUUCGAACGUAUACUCGUGGUUGUCUCACAUUCACAAGACUUUUUAAAUGGUGUUUGCACGAAUAUAAUCCAUAUGCAAAAUAAAAAACUUAAAAUGUACACGGGUAAUUUCGACCAAUACGUACAAACACGAUCCGAACUUGAAGAAAACCAAAUGAAACAAUAUAAAUGGGAACAAGACCAAAUCGCGUCAAUGAAAGAAUACAUCGCCCGAUUCGGCCACGGGUCAGCCAAACUCGCCCGUCAAGCCCAAUCCAAAGAGAAAACUUUAGCUAAAAUGGAACGGGGCGGGCUGACCGAAAAAGUGACCCGUGACAGAGUUCUUGUCUUUCGGUUCACUGACGUCGGUCAGCUCCCACCACCUGUUCUCCAAUUCAUCGACGUCUCAUUCGGUUACACGCCUGAAAAUCUCAUUUACAAAAACCUAGACUUUGGAGUUGACCUAGAUUCUCGGGUAGCUUUAGUGGGCCCGAACGGGGCGGGGAAAAGUACACUGCUAAAACUAAUGACUGGAGAGUUGAUGCCGACCGACGGCAUGGUGAGGCGGCACAACCACUUGAUGGUGGCUCAAUUUCAUCAACACUUGGCAGAGAAGCUUGAUUUGGAGAUGUCGGCUUUGGCGUACAUGAUGAGUGAGUAUCCGGGGAACGAGGAGGAGAAGAUGCGGGCGGCGAUCGGGCGGUUUGGGCUGACCGGAAAAGCGCAAGUGAUGGCGAUGAGGAAUUUAUCAGACGGGCAAAGGAGUCGGGUGAUAUUUGCGUGGUUGGCGUAUAGGCAACCGCAUAUGUUGUUGUUAGAUGAGCCGACUAAUCAUUUGGAUAUUGAGACGAUUGAUAGUUUGGCUGAUGCGUUGAAUGAUUGGGAUGGUGGGUUGGUGUUGGUGAGUCAUGAUUUUAGGUUGAUUAAUCAGGUGGCGCGUGAGAUUUGGGUGUGUGAGAAUCAGAAGGUGACUAAAUGGGAAGGGGAUAUUAUGGGGUUUAAGGAGCAUUUGAGGAGUAAAGCUGGUUUAUCGUAGGUUUUUUUAUAUUAUUAAGUCUUGAUGAUAUAUAUUAUUGUGUUUAAUUUUAAUUUUAAUUCAAUUAAUAUAUGUAUCGUAACGUUUGUAGUACAAAUCAUUGGGCUCUUUGAUUGGAUCAUUCUAAUCUCCAACAAGUUUAGUGAUACCGAAACAAUAAGGAUUGAAAUAUUGUUUAAGGAAAGUGUGUAAUGUGAAUAUGUGAUGCAAUCUUAAUUAGCCAAAUUUAGUUGCUACAACAUGGCCAUUCAUAAAUUUUAUAUUAUGUUUAUGGGUGGUUUAAGAAAAAAAAGGUUUGUUUUCAGAAGACUAAGAGCAUAAAAUGUUUUUUUUGACCCUUUAUCUACCAAAACACACAAAAAUAAUUCUGGUUUUGCAAAGUUUUAAUAGUUGUUCCUUUUGAAAUUGUUUGAUGAUGUAAUAUUAUUAAUAAGUGUAUUUAAAGAGCUGAUCGAACAAGUGAUUCAGACGAGUGGAAUGAAAAGUUAACAUCGAAUCAAUUUAAAUACAAUUCUAAGAUGUUUAAGUUGAGCAAUCUAACACUUUUUCGAUCUUUUAAUACAACUAAUAAAAUAAAUGCAAUUUUGAAAGUUAUAUUUAUCCGUAAUGACAUGAGCUUCUUUGAGGGUUUGCGAGGUGGGCGACCGCACAAGGCCCACGUCGUGGAGGGCCUCCCAAUUUUUAUAUAGGAUUCAUAAUAGUAGACUAGUAAUCCAAGUCUGGAAACAAAAUUGAUUCAAGUGUAUCGUCAUCAGGAGAAAAUAAGUCAGUUAACCCUCUGAUUCUCGCCGAUCUACUUCGGAAGUCCCUAAGACGUUACUCAUUCUCUUGAACCCGCUAAUUAAGUCGUUGAUGGUGUGUGUGUGUUUGAUUGUUGAUUAACUGUUUGUUUCAAGAUUAGUGCGCUCCAUCUGAUUCGGAAGUCAAAUUUGUAAGUUUCAAGAUCCAAUAAGAUCACUCAAUUUCAUAUUAUUGAUUAAUUGAUUGUUUCAAUUUCAAAAAUUAGAAUCGAUUUUCUGAGAAAUCUGAUGAUUACUUGUUGUGCUUCAAAAUUAGAAUCGACCUACUUAUGCUGUUUCUUGUGUGUUUGAUUGUUUCAAUUUCAAUCGAUGACUUAGUUUAAAACAAGAUUUAAACAAUAAGAGAAAUAUGAAAGAAUUCUUAUUUUUUGCUUCCAAAAACUUGAAGGAUUUGUUGAGAGAGAUAUUAACUUGUGUUGUAUCCGUCUUGAAGCUGCACUUAAAUAUGGCAAACAAUCAGAUGUUGACGUCAAUGAACUUAAUCUGGACUGGUUGACGGGUUCUUACCAAGUGAAACCACUAACCCACCAAUGUUUUCAAAUAUAUGAAAUAGUCAUUAUUUUCCUAAUGCAUAUAGAGUUUUGCUGACUAUUCUAUUAAUUGUUGCAUCUGUAGAAACAAGCUUUUCAAAAUUAAAGUUGUUAAAUUCCUACUUACGGUCAAAAAUUUCACAAGAAAAACUUAGGGGCUGCUUGAUAGCCUCUUAAUUGAGAAAUUAAGAGACAACCUCUUAAUAUUUUAGAUAUAAAGCGUUUGGUAGGCUAUCAAUAACAGCUCUUAAUUUCUUAAAAUCCUCUUAAACUUCCAGACCUAAACUUAUAUCUGAAUAAACAAAAUACGCGCCUUCCCUGUAUUGCCCUCAUAUCUCAUAUGAACGCAACUCACCUUUAUCAGAUCCUCUCAUGUCUCCUCUCACCUCACACCUCCGACCAACUCCAACGCCAACCACCUCCUUCCAUCACCGAACACCUCAUCCCAUCGUCGGCCACCUAUUCCCAUCGUCGACUCGCACAGCACCGUCACCCCAUCGUAAACCUCGCACACCUACAAGUUUCACACGACUUCUGAUAUCACUUCCACCUCCAUGAAAUCGACUCCCAUCUCCAAACUACGACCUCCGACGCCAAGCUCCGACAUCGCUGGUUCUACCCUCGAAAGCGUCGCCCUCUCCAGGUUCCGCCCUCGACAACGUCGGUCUCUACCAGGGGAUCUCCAAUCUCCUUCGUUGGUCCGGUACAAAGGUGCUAAAAUCACUCCAAAUUCGAGAAAUCGAAUUGUUUUCAUGAUGUGAAAUCGAAAAUCGAUUUAAUAUACCAAGUUUUUAAAUGUUCAUAUUUUAGGUUUUCUGUGAUGUUUUGAAUCAGUGGUGAAACAUAGUAUCAUUCAAAAUUAGUUAUUUAUUUAUAGUUUUGUGGUAUAAUAAUGAUUAUUAUUAUCAUAAACUGAUGUAUUGUUUCCAAAUUUGUUAUUGAUUUAGAGCAUUGUGUGAUUUUUGAUGGUCAAGAUGAUGAUGGAUGAAGGCUGUGAUUUUUUUUGGUCAAAAUUGUUCCUUUUCUAUUUCUCAUAUGAGCAAUUGGAACUUUAGGCAUUGAUGUUUGACUUUAAGCAAUUGGAACUUCAGAUGAAACUAAUAUUGAAUGUUCCUUUUCUAUCUCUUCUAAAAAGAUAUAUAAGAUUGUAUUUGUAUGAAACUAAUGUUGAAUGUUCCAUGUUUAUGCACUGGGAUAUUGUUCGACAAGAAAGGUUCAGGACAAUCACCGGUAGCUAACCACAUAUCAUUGAUUUGGAGCACCAAGAAUGAAUGGAAUGAUUUCAAUUUUCUGAUUUAUUCAAAGUUUUCUUUGUGUUCUCUUAGAUAAGGGUGUUAUACUUGUCAAGAUGUGUAAAUGAAUGUGGUUGUAUACAUGUAAUGUGAUCCAUAUAAACAUAGAGUUCAAGUUGUUUUCAUAGCUAUUGUAAGGUUGUUUUUGUACGGUUUAAAUACAAGAAAUAGCAAUGUAGUUUUAUUUAUUUA
Messenger RNA from Lactuca sativa (garden lettuce), 4756 nucleotides. Its product is annotated as ABC transporter F family member 1. Gene Ontology annotation, molecular function: ATP hydrolysis activity; ATP binding. The record is from RefSeq and is a predicted model, not a curated record. NCBI's taxonomy places the organism in Eukaryota, Viridiplantae, Streptophyta, Magnoliopsida, Asterales, Asteraceae.